Aedes albopictus (Asian tiger mosquito) is the source of this 2020-nucleotide messenger RNA. It is a transcript of the gene Dus3, whose product is annotated as tRNA-dihydrouridine(47) synthase [NAD(P)(+)]-like. Lineage: Eukaryota; Metazoa; Arthropoda; Insecta; Diptera; Culicidae. Bases 185 to 1930 code for a protein of 581 amino acids. The transcript has 5 exons. Gene Ontology annotation, biological process: tRNA processing. Gene Ontology annotation, molecular function: tRNA dihydrouridine synthase activity; RNA binding; flavin adenine dinucleotide binding. The record is from RefSeq and is a predicted model, not a curated record.
UAGAUCUGUUUCGAGUUGUUGACGAAACCGAGGCAAAAGACAAACGUCAAAAGCACGCGUGAUCUGUUUACCUUUUUCGCUUACCGUCGCCGGCGCUCGUGGCUAAAAUUGGCCGGUUCUUCGCGCGGACUCAGUCGCGUAGAUUCUUGAUUCCGAAGUUCAGGGUUUCUUUAGUUUGCUCGUUAUGGAUGACACCGUAUGCUACAUCAAACCAGAGUUCCUGGUUCCCCGGCUGCCCGAGGAAAAGAAACCCGAGGACAACCCACCGGCAGUGUCAGCCACCUCAGCGGAUGGCACGGAAGAGCCGCCGUCCAAGAAGGGGCGCUUCGACAAGAAAAAGAAUCGAGGACAGAACAAACAUCGGGGUCUGCCGUUCAAAGAGAAGGACGAUGCUCGACUUUGCAAAAGUCUGCUGGAGGGAAAGUCGAGCGACGAGUUAUGCGAGAAUCCGCAAUGCAGGUUCUCCCACGAUCUGGACCAGUUCAUGCAGUUGAAACCGAAGGAUAUCGGAGAAACAUGCUACAUUUAUUCGCUGAAGGGAUACUGUAACUUUGGCGUUACGUGCAGAUUUGCCAGUGCCCAUUUGGAUGAGAAAUGGAACAACAAGAUUGACGAAGGGGUCAAGCGGGAGAACUCUAGUCUUGUCAGUCCCUGCCUGAAGUUCGAUCUGCAGUACCAGUUGCGUAAGAAGAGCUACAAUUAUAGCAAAGCGAACAAAAUAAUUGCAAAGUUCGAGCGGCUGCAAAAGGAAGACAAGAGCGCGGAUGGGGAGGGGUUGAAUGGCGACGGUACUCCAAAAGCCAAGCCAAUUGGCUCAUGUACCGAUGAGGAUGUGAUCAAACUGCGCAGUGAAGAACGGCGGAAGAUCAAUUUUAAGGACAAAUUGUACCUAAGUCCGCUGACGACGGUGGGAAAUCUCCCUUUCCGAAGAAUUUGCAAGGAGUACGGGGUGGACAUUACCUGCGGCGAAAUGGCCUGUUCGUUGCCGAUUAUAAACGGCAUGAUGCAGGAAUGGGCACUGACGAAGCGACAUCCAUCGGAGGAUUUGUUCGGAGUGCAGAUUUGUGGGCACAGUCAAAAGUUGGUGUCGUACGCAACGCAGGUAAUAGCCGAAAAUGCCGACGUAGACUUCAUCGAUCUGAACCUCGGGUGUCCAAUCGACUUGAUCUUCAACCAGGGAGGAGGCAGUGCAUUGCUCCGCAGACGAAACGUUCUGGAAGUGAUGAUUCAGAGUUGUUCCAGAAUAUUGGCCGACUAUAACAAGGAAUUUACGGUGAAGACCCGUAUGGGAAUCUACGCCAACAAGUUUGUAGCGCACGAGCUGGUGCCGAAGUUUGAAGAGUGGGGAGCCAGCUUGGUGACCAUUCAUGGCCGAACCAAAGAGCAGCGCUAUACGAAGAAAGCCGACUGGGAUUACAUCAGACAGUGCGCUCAACAGGUCAAGAGCAUCCCCAUCUAUGGAAAUGGGGACAUUUUUUGCUACCAGGAUUACCUGGAUGCCAAGGAACGGGCUCCGGAACUGGCCGGUGUGAUGAUCGGAAGGGGAGCCCUCAUUAAGCCGUGGGUGUUCCAGGAAAUCAAGGAGCAAAAAACCCUGGAUCCGUCCAGCAGUGAACGGAUGGAUAUGUUGAAACGUUAUGUAAAUUACGGACUGGAACAUUGGGGAAGCGAUACCAAGGGUGUCGAGAAUACAAGACGAUUUUUACUAGAGUGGCAAUCGUUCCUUUACCGAUAUGUUCCCUCCGGUUUGCUGGAGAGGCCACCACAGAAGAUUAACCAACGGCCUGAACCGUUCCGGGGUCGUGACGAUCUAGAAACGUUGAUGGCUUCGCCAAACAGUGCGGAUUGGGUCAAGCUGAGUGAAAUGUUGCUCGGGCCGGUUCCGGAGGGAUUCAAUUUCGUACCGAAGCAUAAGGCCAAUUCGUACUGAAUGGAUCAAUUGUUACCUUUGUGCUAACAGGUAUGUUGUAAAAUUUCAAAGAUUUUAUUUUACUUGAACUUAUAAUUGAAAUUGACUGAA